Molecule: messenger RNA, 660 nt
Organism: Pseudozyma hubeiensis SY62
Lineage: Eukaryota; Fungi; Basidiomycota; Ustilaginomycetes; Ustilaginales; Ustilaginaceae
Product: esterase
Exons: 3
Coding region: 1-660 (219 amino acids)
Source: RefSeq, a predicted model, not a curated record
AUGGCGAGGGUGGGGUGGGCAGGUUUGAGAGACCGGAACGGAUGCCGCGGUUCAUUUUCCGACGACGACGUGGUGCUGUGUCCUGCUCUGUGUCGACUUCUCACUGGAAGACUAGACGUGUUCAAAGGGAUCUCAGAUCCUAUGACUGAUCAGGAGUCGGACAGCAUCAACCGCACGUACGCAGACAAUUGUACUUCCGUUUGUAAAGAUUGUGAAAAUGCUUUAGACAGCUGCUACCGGAAUACUGGCAGCUUCUUAGCCAAGCGCCUUGAAAAACCGAUUUGCCUUGUGCAAAUACCACCUUACAUCACGCUUCUGCACCGGCGGAUCCAGAUAGUGCGCUGUUAUCCCGACGAACACCAGUGCUCUCACCGGUCCAUUCGACAAAUUCACCCACUCAUUUCCCAUCUUUGCCACCCAGUUCGUUCGACAGCACACCGUCCAGAUGACACCGGUGUGAAUCAUCGCAGUUCCAACGGUGCACGUUCCAAGUCGCGUUUCGAUCGGAUGCGUAAGGAAGCGAGAGGCUUGUCGAGAGAACGAUUGGGUUUGGUAUACGACAACUGGAGCAGAGAGGGCUGCGCGAACGGCGAGAUCAUUGGAAUAGGCCUUUUUUAUCCGAGCUACGUGUUCGUGAAGCUCUUGUGCGAAUUGCGUUGA